AUGAGCGAGUGCACGUUUAGGCCCAAGAUCAAAGGCCUACCUCAGAGCUACGGUACAACCAACCAUGACGAUACGCCCUUCCUUCAGCGGGUGAAUCAGUGGCAGAAAGACAAGGAGAAAGACGCUGACACCCGCAAGGCACACGGGCAGGACAAGGAACUGGAAGAGUGCACCUUCACGCCGCGUGUCAACAGCGUGUCUCGCCGCGCGGCUCGAAGCAGGAGGCAGGCUCUCGGCGAGAACCACCUCACUGUGGACGACCGUCUCUACGACGAGUUCGUUCGAAGGGAAAUGGAUCGGUCGCAUCUUGCAGCGGAGAAGGCUGCCAGAGAAGAAGAGCAGCUUCACGAAGAAUGCACCUUCAGGCCAGACCUUCCAACCAAACGAGCCGCCGACGCGAUUGCCGCUGCAGCAGCAGCUGGGGCUGCCGCAGGUGAGGGGGGGGAGAACGGUGUCGACUGGGGCUACACUGUUCCCCGUGGCCGUUCGAGGUACCGCGAAGCUGCGGCCGCUGUGGCGGCAGCUGUGGCGACAGGUGGUGUCGGUGGUGGUGGCAGCGUAUGGGGCGCGGGUAGGCGCGCGAAUGGGGGGCGCGUAAAUGGCCGCAAAGUUGGGGGAAGGUGCGGUGGGAGGCGGCAUUGGGAGCUUGAGCCGUGCACCUUUACGCCGAACGUUAUCGGGGCGCGCAAGGGGAUGGAUCAGGCGCAGCAAUACUUGCAGGGCUUCGGGGUUGGCCGUGAAGGCAUCUCUACGACGAACUGGGAUAGCGGCGAUGGAGACAAGCAGCUGGCCUAUGGUCCCGAAAGACAAGAGGCACAAUCUCCUAGGCAACGAAAGGGAGGAGGCGGGAGCGACACUAGUAGCAGCUUUCACGCGUUCUUGUCGAGACAGAACAAGUUGGAGACCGACAAGUUGAAGCACAUCGACCAAAUUCAGGUAAUGCGACAACACACGUUCCAACCCGAGAUAUGCGCCGAGAGUACCAAGAUCCACAAGGAGAGCAACAAAGGCGAUUUCCUCCAGAGAGUGGCCAGGGACGCAGCUCGGAAGGAACACGAGGCCGUCAGACAGAAGGCUGCUGGAUUGCACGAUCCUGACUGCACGUUCAAGCCACAGAUCACGGCUCGUUCUGCUACUCUUCAAGCGAGGAGCGUCGUGGAACUUAGCAGAGGAGACCAGCUCAAACGGGAGACUACUCAACGUCUCAGCAGGCUCAGGGCAGAGCAGGAGCUGCUGGCAGACACAACGUUUCGGCCUAGGAUCAACGCGGAUGCGGCUUCACGGAUGGCCGUCUCAAAGCUAAAGGUGGUCUCCGACCCCGACAACUACAUCGCUACCGUUGAGACGCUAAGAAGGCGAAAGGAAGAGUCGGUUGUGAAGGGGGCCAUUGAGAGGGCGGCCAAGGAGGUGGAAGGGUGCACCUUCAAACCCGAAACCACGGAGUGUCCGGCCUACAUCACGAGGAUCGCUCAGAGCAUCUGUGCGUCGAAAGCUCUCCCCGGACCCGGUGGUGGGAAGAAACAAGUCAAGAAUGCCAAACCGGAUUGGCGAUGA
Ectocarpus siliculosus is the source of this 1554-nucleotide messenger RNA. The record is from the annotation of a GenBank genome assembly. Lineage: Eukaryota; Phaeophyceae; Ectocarpales; Ectocarpaceae.